Messenger RNA from Episyrphus balteatus (marmalade hoverfly), 480 nucleotides. Its product is annotated as rhodanese domain-containing protein CG4456-like. NCBI's taxonomy places the organism in Eukaryota, Metazoa, Arthropoda, Insecta, Diptera, Syrphidae. The coding region runs from base 1 to 480 and encodes 159 amino acids. The record is from RefSeq and is a predicted model, not a curated record. The transcript is spliced from 2 exons. Gene Ontology annotation, cellular component: mitochondrion. Gene Ontology annotation, molecular function: thiosulfate-cyanide sulfurtransferase activity.
AUGGUUGGAUUGGGCCGAGAGGGAGGAUCUUCCUUUAGAGCCUUACUAAAAUUUCCAACUUCAAAAGACAAAUUCCUGCUUCCACUUAUCGUUAAUCGUCGAUUUUCUCGAUUUUUUGGUCAAAAACAAAUCUCGAUUGUCUAUUAUGAUGAAAUCAAGGAUUUGUGUAAUCAUCCGGAGAAGUUACUCAUAGAUGUUCGAGAUCGAAAUGAAGUUAAAUUUGGUAAAAUUCCUCUUUCGAUCAAUAUUCCAUUGUGUGAGUUGAGGAAUGAGCUCGCAAUGGAGGAGUGCGAUGGACAGAUGUUUGAGAAUAAAUACGGACGGCCUAAGCCAGUUGCUGAUACCUACAUGAUUAUGUAUUGUCGAACUGGACAGAGAGCUACUAUUGCAACUGAAAUUGCAACAAAAAUGGGGUAUAGAAAUGUCCACAAUUAUUGUGGAUCUUGGUUGGACUAUGUGCGGAGGGAGACGUGCAGUUGA